Messenger RNA from Herpailurus yagouaroundi (jaguarundi), 2096 nucleotides. It is a transcript of the gene SPNS3, whose product is annotated as SPNS lysolipid transporter 3, sphingosine-1-phosphate (putative). The transcript is spliced from 9 exons. Gene Ontology annotation, molecular function: transmembrane transporter activity. Gene Ontology annotation, biological process: transmembrane transport. Bases 605 to 1978 code for a protein of 457 amino acids. The record is from RefSeq and is a predicted model, not a curated record. Lineage: Eukaryota; Metazoa; Chordata; Mammalia; Carnivora; Felidae. Gene Ontology annotation, cellular component: membrane.
ACUCGAGCGGCGAGGGUGCAGAGUCGUGCGAAAACGCGGCAGUUUCUUUGCCUUCACAGAGUAGCAAACGCGUUCGUUAACCCAGUCUCCCAAUUCAGAAGGGUUUACUUUAAAAAAAUGGAACAAAUACAACUGACGGUGUCAGGGGAAUGUUCUUCCUGCUUAGGAAAACCAGGCCUUUUUCCAGCCUCCGGGAACGACUGCACUCAUUCUAAACCCUGCAGGUCUGCACCGCAGGCCCGGGCAGGCCUCCCUUGCCUCCCGCCCCCAGCAGGGGUGUGACGGCAAAAUCGGACCUGGCCCAGCCAGGCAAGGGGACGGACAGCUCCGCAGAGACGCGGGGCCUGGCGUGCACCGAGCGCUGGCGGCUCGGGGACGCUCAGAGGGGUGGAGUUAGUAACCCCAGGCUGCACAGCCAGCCUGCUGCAGAGCCGGGGUUUGAGCCGGCCCAGCUCCCUCCACCCCCUUCUCAGUUCCCCUGACUCGGGGCCGUGGGUCGUGUGGCCUCCACCCACUGCCAGGGUGCCAGCUUUGCGGCACCUGAGCCAGGCCUCUUCUGCGGGCCCGGAGGCCCGUGUGCGCGCCCACCACCACGGGGGAAUGCAUGAGGCCCCGGCCUGUCCCCUCCAGUCUUCAUAGGUUGCCUGCUGCUGUCUGCACCUGUGUUUGGCUACCUGGGCGACCGACACAGCCGCAAAGCUACGCUGAGCAUUGGGAUCCUGCUCUGGUCAGGGGCGGGCCUCUCCAGCUCCUUCAUUUCCCCCCAGUAUUCCUGGCUGUUCUUCCUGUCCCGGGGAGUCGUGGGCACCGGCUCGGCCAGCUACUCCACCAUCGCGCCCACCAUUCUGGGCGACCUCUUUGUGAGGGACCAGCGGACCCGGGUGCUGGCCAUCUUCUACAUCUUUAUCCCUGUCGGAAGGUCAUGCCCUGCCUGGAAGCUGUAGCCUUGGUCCUGCUUAUCGUGCUGGUUCCAGACCCUCCCCGGGGAGCUGCUGAGAAGCAGGAGGAGGUGGCCACGGGGGGCCCGAGGAGCAGCUGGUGGGAGGACGUCAGAUACCUGGGGAGGAACUGGAGCUUUGUGUGGUCCACCCUCGGGGUGACUGCCAUCGCCUUUGUGACUGGAGCUCUGGGCUUCUGGGCCCCCACAUUUCUGUUCGAGGCCCGUGUGGUGCAUGGACUGCAGCGCCCUUGCCUCCAGGAGCCGUGCAGCAGCCCGGACAGCCUGAUUUUUGGGGCGCUGACUGUCGUGACUGGCAUCAUUGGAGUUGUCCUGGGAGCAGAGGCUUCCAGGAGGUACAAGAAAGUCAACCCUCGGGCCGAGCCCCUCCUCUGCGCCGGCAGCCUUCUGGUCGCAGCCCCCUGCCUCUUCCUGGCUCUCAUCCUGGCCCCGACCACGUUCCUGGCCUCCUAUGUAAGUGCUCCUGGCCCUCGGGGAGCUGCUUCUGUCCUGCAACUGGGCGGUGGUUGCCGACAUCCUGCUGUCCGUGGUGGUGCCCAGGUGCCGGGGGACAGCAGAGGCUUUGCAGAUCACAGUGGGCCACAUCCUGGGGGACGCCAGCAGCCCUUACCUUACUGGACUGGUGUCCAGCACCCUGAGGGCCGGGCGCCCAGACUCCUACCUGCAGGCCUUCCUCAGCCUCCAGCAGAGUUUCCUGUGCUGUGCAUUUGUCAUUGCCCUGGGCGGGGGCUGCUUCCUGCUGACGGCGCUGCGCCUGGAGUGGGACCAGGCCCGGGCCCGGGCGCCUGGCACAGGGACCCCGCACAGCGAGGACGCGGAGAGGCGAGCCCUGCUUUCUGGCGCGGGCGCCGCCACAGAGGACCCCUGAGGCCCCCGCCCUCCUGCCCGCCUCCCUGCGCCCCUCCCGCUGGCCGCUGCGGCGUCAGGGCCCUGUCCCCCUCUGGCUGUGGCUCAGGGCCCCCAGCCGAGCUGCACCUGUCAUUUCUUCCCUCCCAGCCAGGGAGCUGGCAGGGCCUGUGACGGGAAUUGAGCUGUCAGCGCCUUCGGCGGGAGGCCUGGGCCUGCGCCCGCCCAGCCCCGGGUCCUCAGCCCGGUUGGUUGCCUGUGGGCCCCGAUUAAAAGUGGAUUUCAGGCCUUU